Cetraspora pellucida is the source of this 321-nucleotide messenger RNA. NCBI's taxonomy places the organism in Eukaryota, Fungi, Glomeromycota, Glomeromycetes, Diversisporales, Gigasporaceae. The record is from the annotation of a GenBank genome assembly.
AUGUCUUCAAUUAAACAUAACAAAUUUGGGCUUGAUCUUGUUGAAUCUAAUACUGAAAUCGAGAUCCAGUCACUUAUAUCUAUCACAUCCAGCAAAAAAGAUCUACCACAAGAACACCCAAAUGCACAAACACAUUGUGAAGUGUUAUGUCUUAUUUGUCUUAGUAAUGAAAAAAAAACUUGGCUUCAAAAAAUUGAUGAUUCCAAUACAACAAAUCUUUGGCAUCAUCUUAAAAGUUAUUAUCCAAAUAAUGAUCUAAGAAAGAAUGAUGAAUCUUUAAAGUUUACACAAUCUACAUUCAGAGAAUUAAUUACUAAAUGA